CACACUUUCACAGUCGAGGGUUUUAGAGGAACCCCAACUCGAUCCUCUCAUGGCAUUCUCUUCCGUUUCCCUCCUCCUCCGCCGCCGCCGCUCCUGCGUCGCCUCUUCUCCCCCAAAGCUCCUCCCUCUUCUCCUCGUCUCCCGUGGAAAAAUCCCACAGUUUCCCCCCUCCGCCCGCUCCCUCUCCGCCACCCCUCUCCCUCUCCCCUCCGACCCCCCCGACUCCCCCAAGCCCUCCCUUUCCACUCGCCUCUCCUUCGUUUUCGACCAGAUCGACGCCAUCGACCGCGACCGCACGGCCAAGGACGCCGCCCUCCAGCGCAUCCGUGCCUGGCACCAGAAUAAGCCCCCGCCGCCUCCCGCAGAAGACGGCAAAUUCGCACCUCCCGCUACUUGUGGUUCGACCCCCUCCGAGGUCCACGAUCUGGCGGCCGAUGUGAGGACGGAUGAGAGCGUCAGAGAUGUCCUCAGGAAGGAGGUGGAACUCGUGCACCCCUGGCCGGAGUGGAUAGAACUGAUGGAGAGAUUGGCGCAGCAGAAUUACUUUGAUUUCCGGAGGACGGAUGAGGAACGUGUCGCAGAGAAUCUGUCCAUCGACCUCUCGAGGAUAAAGGAAGAAAUGGGGUUUGAUUUCUCGAGGGAUUGGACCACCGUGCGGAAUGCUUGUAUGAAUCUUGGCCGUGACCGCUUUGAUAUUUUAAGGUCAUUGUCGAGGAAGGAUCUUCAAGUUCUAGUUGGUCAUGGAUGCCCAAGCAUGGACCCAAAAGUUGUUUUCUCAGCGAAGCUGUUGAGGAAGCUUGUCCACCUUGAUGAAGGAGACGUAUGUAGUUCUUGCAGUCUAAGGAACUCAUGUGGUAGAGGAUAUAUCCUUACACGCAAAGAAGACGAGGCACGCACUCUUGAUGUUAUGCGCGUCUUACUGACGUUUGGUUUUGACCAUGUAAAAGAAACAGUUGAAAAUAAACCUCUCAUGAAGAUGAAAUCUGUGAAAACCGUUGUCCGCAAGCUGCUACAUGAGAUUGUUAAGUUGAGUGCAAUUCCAAUAGAUCCCAAUCUUCCACCACCCAUUAUCCAGAAGCCUCCUCCUAAGGUAAAGCAACCCCCUCCGCCACCGAAAAAAAGAGUGGGACGUGGUGAUGUGGAAAUGAAGAAAGGAGAUUGGCUUUGUCCCAAGUGUGACUUCAUGAACUUUGCAAAAAACACUGUUUGCUUACAGUGUGAUGCUAAACGACCCAAGAGGCAACUCCUCCCAGGGGAAUGGGAAUGCCCUCAGUGCAACUUCUUGAACUACAGGCGAAACUUGGCAUGCUUUCAUUGUGAUCACAAGCGUCCCCCUGAUGAAUAUACAGAUAAUCAAAUGCACUUAAAGCAAUCUGGUCCAAGGACAAGAUUGGAGAGGACCACCAGAAUGAGAGAUGUUUCUAAUGCAUGGAACUUUGACUUUGAUGACAAUGAAUCUGAUGGUGCAGAUGUUGCUGCAUUUGAGUUUGCAGAUUUUCAUAAAAGCAAUGUAGGCUCUCCAGACAAUCGGUCUCAUAGGGGAACUGAUAUGGAAUUUGAAGAUGAUACUAGUCAUACUGCCAGGGUUUCAAGAACCCGAGAACAAGAUCAGUCCUUUAAGGAAGCUGAUGAAAGGAAAUCCACCUUUAAUUCGUAUAGAACAGGAUUUGAUGAUUUUGAUGACAAAGAGGAUGAUGAUGUGGACAGUUACGAGCUUGAUAGCCCUCGAGCAAGUGAAGUUUCUCGGAUGAAUUACUCUGAGCUGGAGCAGACAUCCGAAUCUGAAGAUUUUGAGGAAUUUGAUCAUCAUGCUAAGUCAAGCCAAGGUGCCAAGGAUUAUGCAUCUGACUCCGAGGAUGAUGCUCGUGCAAAUCAUCCUUAUUGGAGACCCAAUCAUGCUGCAGACGCUAGACGGAAGUCUGGAGGCAGGAGUCACACCCGCCCGUGUAGGGAGAUGCCUUUCAAUUCAGAUGAUGACUAUGAACUAGGUUCUGAUUCUGAUGAAAUGGAUGGGAGUUUUAGGUCUAAACAAGGAAAAGGCCAUCAAGAAAAUCUACAUAGGGCUAGUAGAGGAAGAAUUUCUGAUUCUGAUGAUGGUUCUCUUCUUGGUAUGCAGUCUGAUGAUGAUGACUUACGUGCCAGACGAAAUAAGAAGAGAGGAAAAUCCACUUAUGGAGGUUCACAAAGAGAGUUUCUAUCCACUGAUAGAAUAAAUGGCAGAAGGAAUUCUUCUGUUAGUGGCCACGAUGGCUUGUCUUCUAGAGGAUUGCACAUGCGUGGAAGGGGUCCUGGAAGAGGUCCUGGAAGAGGUGGCCAUGGAAAUUUCAGAGAGAAUGAGAGAUUUCAGCAGUUUGAUAGGCAAGUUGAUAGGAAAGGAUUUGGUUUUAGGCAACAAGGAAGAAGGAAUCAGUUUCCCAAUAAUGGAACACGAGGUUCACGCAGAAAUGUAAGAGAUUCGGAGUGGUAAUGAAGUGUUUCUAUGCAUUUGAUCAGCCUGAUAGUAGGAACAAAAUUUAUGAUCGGCAAUGGAAGUGCUAGUGAUUUCCUGAUUGAUCCAGCAGCUUUGAUGAUGAUGAAUAUAGGUCUUAGGGAUGGAAGACCUAUAUAGAAAAUGUUGCUGUCUGAACUUGCUAAAUUCUCUUAUAGAGGUGAGCAUUUUGAAGCAAUAUACAGGUGAUUUUUCUGUUGAAGAAACUAACCCUUGGGUUGGUCUCCAUUACGGUGGUUGAUUGAAGAUUUUGAAUAUUCACUGUCACAGCUUUGCAUUUUUUUACAAUGUUUCUUACCUCUGAAGUCGUUCGAUCUGCCCAGCAAUCAUUUCAAUGAAGUUUGUUCAUCAUGCUGAUUAUUCUUUGGCAAUCUUAUACAGUACCAUGUUGUUGUAGUUUAUCCACCAAUGCUACAAGUGCCAAACUUUUGCUAUUGGGUCUCUGGUUUGUAAGUUCCUUUUCUUUGGAAUAAUUGUUCUGCCACAUCAAAGAAUAAAUAACCAUCAACUGACUGGAAAAUUAGCUCUGACUCAUCGAGUGAUGUGUAUCAUUCUUUUCUCAUGGCAAAGAAGUGGUGAGCUGUGAUCUGUCUUUUUAGUUUCUCCCUUUUGGACAAUUUUGGGAUCAGAAGAUGACAAGAGUUGGGAAACUGGUUUAUGUAUAUAGUCCCUGGGACCUCCAAUCUGGUAUCUGGAAAAUUUCUUGUAAUCUCAUCAAUACUUGCUUUAUUUCCUUCCAUGUUGGUGUAGAGGAUAUGGAAAAACAAUUAUUGUGAAGACCAGUGAACACACAACGUGGCGUGAGAUGAAUGAUUAAAACUUUUGAACUUUGUGAAUGAGAUGACGAUUUUGUAACCUUGA
Molecule: messenger RNA, 3349 nt
Organism: Musa acuminata AAA Group (dessert banana)
Lineage: Eukaryota; Viridiplantae; Streptophyta; Magnoliopsida; Zingiberales; Musaceae
Exons: 5
Coding region: 50-2467 (805 amino acids)
Cellular component (GO): cytoplasm
Molecular function (GO): mRNA binding
Source: RefSeq, a predicted model, not a curated record